CCGGAAGUUGUGUUCAGUCGCUCCGGAUUCUUCUGAGCCCGGCGUGAUGAAGGCCAUCAUCCAACGCGUCACUCGAGCCAGUGUGUCAGUUGGUGGGGAACAAAUAAGUUCCAUUGGACAAGGCAUUUGUGUGCUGCUGGGUAUCUCUGUGGAAGACACGCAGAAAGAGCUUGAGCACAUGGUUCGAAAGAUUUUAAAUCUUCGUGUGUUUGAAGAUGAAAGUGGGAAACACUGGUCUAAAAGUGUAAUGGAUAAGCAGUAUGAAGUGCUGUGUGUUAGCCAGUUUACUCUUCAAUGUAUCCUGAAAGGAAAUAAGCCAGAUUAUCAUAUGGCAAUGCCUUCAGACCAAGCAGAAUCUUUCUAUAACAGUUUCUUAGAACAUCUUCGCAAAACAUACAAGCCAGAAUUCAUUAAAGAUGGCAAAUUUGGCGAAUACAUGCAGGUGCAUAUCCAGAAUGAUGGACCUGUGACCAUUGAACUGGAGUCUCCUGCAGCCCCUGUUGACUCUAAACAAUUAGCAAAACUUGAGAAACAACAACAGAGGAAAGAGAAAACCAGAAUGAAGGUACCUUCUGAAUCAAGUAGAGAGCGAAAUGUUCCUAGAAGUAAAAAUGAUCCCAGUGCAAGCAGUGGGGCUGAAGGGGAUGUUUCUUCUGAAAGGGAACCAUAACUUCUCAAAGCACCUUCAGGAAAGCUCAUAAAACACUGCUGGUGACCUUCUGUGCUCAUAAGCUGAGGAUGCUAAAUUUCUAGAUGAAAAAUUAAUUGAGGCAGAAGGAGAAUUUGAAUCAGAAGUAAGGAUCUCCAUCAUGCUGUAUUACAAACAACCAAAGGAAUGUUAUCUGUGUCCACUGUUAAUAGGUUUUAAAGCAAGUUUCUAUUCAUUUGGGUCAUUUCUUAUUUGCAGUUUAUGCAGUAUUUUCUUUGCAGAAAUUAUAUAACUACCCCUUCUGUAUAGUUAGGUUUCAUACAACUGUGAAGUACCCACAUUAUUUGACCAGUGUAUAUGGUUUUUGGCAUAAAUGCUCUCAUCAUGACAACGGUUCCCCCCUCUGCUCCUCCAGUGGGCAUGAUCAAUCUAUUAACAGCUGGAGAGGAAGGCUGGAGGAGCAGAAUAGAAAUGUCUCCUGCAUCUUGGAAGCUCAGUACAACUGCAGGUGUUCCCCAUCCCCGCCCCCCGCCCCUGACAGUCUAAAUCCUCAGAGGAAUCCCCAGGCUUUUUUGUGUUGUAUUUUCCAAGCUGAGGAAGAGGGCAGAGGAUAGCCCAUCAUUUGUAUUUUGAGCUUUGUGAUGUUUAGAAUGUCUCUUAAAGCUCAACUCAAUACUUGAAAUUUAACUUGUCCCUCCCUCAGUAAAUGAUGGGUUAAAUCCUGAUAGUCAGAAUCCUUUUCCAGCUGAAAUGUGUGAAUGUCUUUCAUAGUCUAAGCAUUGCUAGUGUGGUGGGACAACUAUACCACAAUUAUUGUUUAAAAAUCAGUCCUGUGUGUGGCGCUCUACAGAUCCCCUUCUGACAUUUUUCUGUGCUUCCUUUCCACACUGCCAGACAACAUGAGAAGGCCCACACUAGGUGGGAGAGACUCUCCUGCAUCUUCUCCUCCUGCCUUCCAGAAACUGAAGGGAGGGGUAGUCACAGCAGAAGCUCCUUCUCUGUGCACGAGACUGUGUGUACUUCCUCGGCUCCACCUGAAGGAGCUGUGCUGCAUUAGCCCUCAUCUCCCCCAUUGUAACAUGGCGGCUUCCCUUACUGAUGAGGAAAGGUUUGUUAUGCAAGCCCGUAGCAGCAUAAAUGUAAUGAAUCUUAUGAUCUAUUUCAUUCAAAAUCAUUUUUUCUCUUACAUUGUCUCUUGUAAGAGCAUGCUUCUACUUUUGGUCCAUCUAAUGUAUCUUUUCAGAACAAAAUGUAAAAUGUAUAUGCAUUGAUUGUGUGUUGAGUGUGUCUGGCUGUACAAUCUGUGGAAAAAACUGAAUUCAAAUUAGAUUAAUUUGCCAGUUAUUUAUCCUGUGAACUGUGUGUGUUUAUAUGUGUCUUUUAAAUUUUUUCAAAGGGAAGAACUUUAUUAAUAAAGUACGGCAGCUGACCAA
Molecule: messenger RNA, 2082 nt
Organism: Candoia aspera
Lineage: Eukaryota; Metazoa; Chordata; Lepidosauria; Squamata; Candoiidae
Gene: DTD1
Product: D-aminoacyl-tRNA deacylase 1
Exons: 6
Coding region: 47-670 (207 amino acids)
Biological process (GO): tRNA metabolic process
Cellular component (GO): cytoplasm
Molecular function (GO): D-tyrosyl-tRNA(Tyr) deacylase activity
Source: RefSeq, a predicted model, not a curated record